Messenger RNA from Sitophilus oryzae (rice weevil), 1862 nucleotides. It is a transcript of the gene Cht5, whose product is annotated as endochitinase. Bases 138 to 1766 code for a protein of 542 amino acids. The record is from RefSeq and is a predicted model, not a curated record. The transcript is spliced from 11 exons. Gene Ontology annotation, biological process: chitin catabolic process; carbohydrate metabolic process. Gene Ontology annotation, molecular function: chitinase activity; chitin binding. Lineage: Eukaryota; Metazoa; Arthropoda; Insecta; Coleoptera; Curculionidae. Gene Ontology annotation, cellular component: extracellular region.
AAACAGGGAGCGGGCCGGUGGAUGACACUGAGUGUUCGAUUGAGAGUGUAAACGCGAGUUCCGUUGCAGUGACAGUGAGAUCGAUUUGAUCGAUCUAAUUUAUCGAUCGGCAGCGAUUUUUAUUGAACGCCCUCAAUAUGAAAUGGAUAUCAACUGCCGUUUGGCUUUUGGCACUCCUCUUCCAAUAUACUGUUGCUGACCAAUCCAGAGUGGUCUGUUACUGGGGAACAUGGGCCAUCUACCGUCCAGGAAUAGGAAGUUACAGUCUAAACGACAUUCCAGUGGAUUUAUGUACGCACGUCAUAUACUCAUUUAUUGGAGUUAAUAAUAACUCAUGGGACGUACUCCUCAUAGAUCCUGAGUUCGACGUUCAAGACUCUGGUUUCAAGAAUUUCACCGGUUUAAAGAAGCAAUAUCCAAACGUCAAAUUUCAAAUUGCUGUCGGCGGAUGGGCUGAAGGCGGUGAAAAAUACUCAGCAAUGGUUGCUGAUAAAUCCAGAAGAGACUCUUUUAUAAGAAGCGUCGUCAAUUUUAUGAAUGAAUAUGGAUUUGAUGGUUUUGAUCUGGAUUGGGAAUAUCCAGGAGCAGCAGAUCGUGGUGGAAAGUUCUCCGACAAGGACGUUUUCCUUUACUUUGUGCAGGAGCUGCGCAGAGCCUUUGAGAAGGAAGGAAAAGGUUGGGAAAUUACAAUGGCGGUGCCUGUUGCUAAGUUCAGGCUGGACGAAGGAUAUCACGUGCCAGAACUUUGCGAGAUCCUGGAUGCCAUUCACGUGAUGACGUACGAUUUGAGAGGUAAUUGGGCCGGAUUCGCAGAUACGCACAGCGCGCUGUACAAAAGGCCUCACGAUCAAUGGGCUUACGAGAAGCUCAAUGUGAAUGAUGGUUUACUUUUAUGGGUUAAUUAUGGUUGUUCGCCCAAAAAGCUAGUUGUUGGAGUGCCUUUCUAUGGAAGAAGCUUUACCCUUAGCCAAGGAAACAACAACUACAAUUUGGGAACUUAUAUCAACAAAGAAGCUGGUGGUGGUGAGCCAGGACCUUACACAAAUGCCACUGGAAUGUUGGCAUAUUAUGAGAUUUGUGCUGAAGUUGAUAACAAAGAAGGAGGUUGGACAAAAAAAUGGGACGAACAUGGAUUGGUGCCAUACGCCUACAAAGGAACCCAAUGGGUUGGUUACGAAGACCCAGAAAGCAUUCAGAUCAAAAUGGACUUCAUUAAAUCUAAAGGAUAUGGUGGUGCUAUGGUAUGGGCAAUCGACUUGGACGACUUCAGAGGAAUAUGUGGACCUAAAAACGUUCUUCUACACAUUCUACACGCCAACAUGAAGGGAUAUUCCGUUCCAGAGCCCACCAUUUCGACAACACCAAGGCCGGAAUGGGCUAAACCACCAAGUACCGCCUCCUCAGAUGGUUCCAAACCAGUCCAAACCACACCAAAACCAGGCCAGUGGGUUCCAGAUGCCUCUACCAGUACCAGUACUACAACUAGACGCUCUACCACUGCAUCCAGUACUACCAGCAGUAGUACCACUACUAGUACGAAAGCUCCUGAAGUGAGUUCAUCUGCACCUGGAGCCUCCAAUGAAAUCGACUAUCCAACUGAUUGUAAGGGAGACUUCAUGCCUCAUCAAGAUUGUACCAAGUACUAUCGUUGUGAUCAUGGAAAAUUGACCGAAUUCUCUUGUCAAUCUGGAUUGGUCUACCAUACGUCAUCGCACAUCUGUAAUUGGCCGGCAAACGCUGAUCGUGAAGAGUGCAAGAAAAAGUGAUUUGUUCUAAUUAUUUAUUUUAUAUAUAUUUUUAAUUUUAAGUUAUAUUGUACUGAAUUUUUUCUAUGAAAUAAAUUAUGUAUAUUAUUUUAGAAA